UGGGGCCCUGGCAUUUAGCCAAGCAUGCUUAUUUUAAAUAUUCACAAUAAAUCUUGUUUUUAUUUUACAUUCACCAAUUUUGGGGGGAUGGUAUGAAACAUGGUCAAGAGUUUUCAUAUGAACUUGUUAUGUAAUCAGAGUAUCGGUUUAUGACUAGAGGAUGUGUUGAAGCAGUAUUUUAGUGUCUGAUGUCCUGUCUCCAGGAUGCUCUGCUUUUCCCUCAUCGAUGUUGUUCUCUCACUGUAAACACUUCAUCUCUGAACAGCUGAACACAUCUGGGUUUCCUCCACACAACCAGGUGGCUCAUUGAUGGGAGGCAGGCAGACUGAGCAUGCUCAGAAGGGCUCUGCAGAGGAGCAGCUGCGCUCUGCAAGAAUGGAGUUUGUGGAGCGAGUGUCCAAGCCUGUCCUGGAUGAUCUGCUGGAUGGACUCUGCAGGGGGGAGUGAUCAGUGAAGCUGAGAUGGAAGCAGUGAAGAUGGAGGCAGUGAAGGUGGAGGCAAAGAAGGUGGAGGCAGUGAAGAUGAAGGCAGAGGGGAAGGACAGGGCACAGGCCACUGUUGACAUGAUCCUGAAGAAAGGAUCUCCCUCAUGUUUUUUGAUGAAAACUAUGUUGGCUAAUAAUGACCCUGCUUUAUACAAAACUCUCGGCUUCAAAUAAAACAUGAAGAGAACAGUGUCAGAACUAGGAUGAGUGUACAACACCACUGUGUUAGCCAGUUUAUAUUCUACAUGUACAAAUAUAUUAAUUGACCAUUUAAAAACAAAUAAAUAAAAAAUGAAUUUGCAGUGUACUAACAAAUUAUAUUGAAACCAUAUUGUUGACAUGAUUCUAUUAAAUAAAAUACAAAGAUAAUGUAUGAAUUAGUAUUUCAGAUUACGUAACAGCAGGUGUAGAUGGACACAGUACUGUGUAUUCUGUAUCAGCUACACUAUACUGAUGUUCUGAUUUAAUAAAACACCCAGGCCCCUCCUACCUGAUAUUAAGUAGUAAACAGCUCUCAUGAUGGUGUCUAUAUCACUGGACUCUGACCAGUUGCAUUUCCCUGCUCAGUGUACCUGCUACUACAAUGAAUGAAUGAUCAAAUAUAUGACCAGACUUUGACCUGUUCUAUUAUACUGAACUUGAAACUAGAAUGUUCCAGAGACAGACUGGAAACAGCAUAAACAGAUUUCUUCUUCAGCACAAAGGACAAUACCUGCUUGACUUGACGUGUUCGUGAAUUCAGACAAGCAGAGAGCAGAGGAGUAAAGAGAGGAGACAAGCUGCUGGAUUUCAACAAUGGCUUCAGGUGACUCCUUCCAUCUCUCAGAGCUGAGGAUUGUGCUGCUGGGUGCGAGAUAUGAAGGGAAGAGGUCAUCAGGAAAUACCAUCCUGGGCAGAGAAGAGUUUGACCUGACGACAGUUGCUCAGUGUGUGAAGAGACAGGGAGAAGUAGCUGGGAGGCAGGUUACUGUGGUCAACACUCCAUGUUGGUGGAGUGAUCUCCCUGUAGAUAUAACUACUGAGCAGGUUAAACAGGAGAUAUUAUGCAGUGUGUCUCUGUGUCCUCCAGGACCCCACACUAUCCUCCUGGUCAUCAAGCUAGGUGUCUCAUUCAAAGAGGAACACAGAAAAUCAGUAGAGGGACACAUGGAGCUUCUCAGUGAGAGAGUCUGGAGUCACACUAUAGUGCUGUUCACUCGUGGGGACUGUCUGGGAGACACAACCAUUGAGCAGCACAUUGAGAGAGAAGGGAAGGCCCUCCAGUGGCUUAUUGAAAAAUGUGGGAACAGGUAUCAUGUCUUCAACAAUAAGAACAGGGGUGAUGACACUCAGGUCACUGAGCUGCUGGACAAGAUGGAGGAGAUGGUGGCUGGAAACAGUGGAGGCCACUACAAGAUGGACAGAGAGAUCCUGGACAAGAUGGAUGUAUGGAGAAGAACAAAAGAAAUUCGUGCGAAACAGAGGGAGGCUAAGGUGAUGAAGCAGAGAGAGAUCCUCAGAUUAUUCAUCAGUGAAUCCCUCCCUGUCUCAGAGCUGAGGAUUGUGUUGCUGGGGGGGAGAGAUGCAGGGAAGAGGUCAUCAAGAAACACCAUCCUGAGCAUAGAGGAGUUUGAUAGCGCAGAUGCUCAGUGUGUGAAGAGAGAGAGAAAAGUAGCAGGGAGGCAGGUUACUGUGGUCGACACUCCAGGAUGGUGGGGGCAUCUCCCAGUAGAGAGGACUACUGAGCAGGUUAUACAGGAGAUAGUACACAGUGUGUCCCUGUGUCCUCCAGGACCCCACACUCUCCUCCUGGUCAUACGGCUGGAUGUCUCAUUUACAGAGGAAGAAGCCAAUUCUGUAGAGGGUCACCUGCAGCUUCUCAGUGAGAGAGUCUGGAGUCACACUAUAGUGCUGUUCACCUGUGGGGACCGUCUGGGAGACACAACCAUUGAGCAGCACAUUGAGAGAGAAGGAAAGGCCCUCCAGUGGCUUGUUGAGAAAUGUGGGAACAGGUAUCAUGUCUUCAACAAUAAGAACAGGGGUGAUAACACUCAGGUCACUGAGCUGCUGAACAAGAUGGAGGAGAUGGUGGCAGGAAACAGUGGAGAUGUGUUUUACCCUGAGAAGGAUGGAGGUCAAGAAAUGAACUGGGGUUCACCACUGCCUGUAAAAGCAACCAACAGCAUCGACAUCAACCCACCAAGCUUGAGUGGAGACAGCAGAGCUCAGACAGACGAUGAUUCUGGUUGGAGAUCUGAGGCUGGAUCUGAUGCUGGAUCGCUGUGGAGCCCAGAGAAGUGUGGAGGUGGUAGAUCUGAUGUCCUGUCUCUGAGGAGCUCUGGCUACGGCUCCCAGACAUCCAGACCUUCUCACCACAGCUCAGGGAAGAAACGACUGAGAUCUGAGCUUGCUCGGACUGGCUUGGCAGAGAAGCAGCUGCGUUCUGCCAGACAGGCGUUUGUGGAGCGAGUGAAGAUGCCUGUCCUGGAUGACAUGCUGGAUGGACUUCUGCAGGAGGGAGUGAUCAGUGAUGCUGAGAUGGAGGCAGUGAAGAUGGAGGCAGUGAAGAUGGAGGCAGUGAAGAUGGAGGCAGUAAGGAAGACCAGAGCACGGGCCACCAUCGACAUGGUCCUGGAGAAAGGAUCUCCUUCAUGUUUUGUGAUGAAAACUAUGUUGGGUAAUAAUGACCCUGCUUUAUACAAAACUCUUGGCUUCAAAUAAAACAUGCAGAGAACAGUGUCAGACCUACGAUGAGUGUAUGACACCAGUGUUUCAGCCUAGUAGGGAAUAUACUGUAUGUACAAUUUAAAUACAGACACAUCAAAUAUUAAUUUGCAGUAUGCUAACAAAUCAUAUUUUCCAAAUGUAUAUUGAAACUAUAUUGUUGGCAUCAUAAAGAUAAUGUAGAAUAUAAUCUUUGAAAGGUCUUUACUCUUUUUAUACUUUUUUAAGCUGGCAUACGUACAAAUAGACAUUCUCAUUAAAAACCUAAAUUGAUUUGUUGCUAUGAUCCUACAAAUGUUUAUUUAAACUUUUGCCAAUUGAUUUAUCUUAGAUGAAUGGAAAUAAUGUUUUUAUUUUUUAAACUAUCAUUAUGUUUUACAAUAAAGACAACAUGUCAAUAUCAUACAAAUUAAUGUGUAAAUAUGAAAGUUAAGGGUAAAGCAUAUUCCUUAUAUGUGAAAACAUACAUGGUGAUAAACCGGUUUCUAAUUCUG
This is a messenger RNA of Hypomesus transpacificus, 3682 nucleotides long. Its product is annotated as GTPase IMAP family member 8-like. The transcript has 7 exons. Gene Ontology annotation, molecular function: GTP binding. The coding region runs from base 1281 to 3185 and encodes 634 amino acids. Gene Ontology annotation, biological process: regulation of apoptotic process. Lineage: Eukaryota; Metazoa; Chordata; Actinopteri; Osmeriformes; Osmeridae. The record is from RefSeq and is a predicted model, not a curated record.